Messenger RNA from Acanthopagrus latus (yellowfin seabream), 5199 nucleotides. RefSeq names its product synaptic vesicle glycoprotein 2Ca (gene sv2ca). Gene Ontology annotation, biological process: transmembrane transport; chemical synaptic transmission. Gene Ontology annotation, cellular component: membrane. The coding region runs from base 1 to 2205 and encodes 734 amino acids. The transcript has 12 exons. Gene Ontology annotation, molecular function: transmembrane transporter activity. NCBI's taxonomy places the organism in Eukaryota, Metazoa, Chordata, Actinopteri, Spariformes, Sparidae. The record is from RefSeq and is a predicted model, not a curated record.
AUGGAGGACACUUACAAUAACAGGACUUCCUUGGCUAAGGGGGCCAAAGACAUGGUCAAGGAGGCCAAGCGGCAUGCAGCCAAGAAAGUCGUCAAGGCGAUGGACCGCGCCACAGAUGAGUACUCGUCCCACCGCAACUACAGCCGAUUCCAGGAUGAGGAGGACGAAGAUGAGGAUUUCUACCGAAACCCCCCGAGACAGGAUGGAGAGAGAUACCCUGACAACGAGGAGGGCUCCAGUGAUGCCACAGAGGGCCACGAUGAUGAGGAUGAGAUCUACGAGGGCGAAUACCAGGGGAUCCCCUCAGCGGGAGACAAGAAGCAUAAGGAUGGCCAGGUGGCACUGGGGCAACCCGUGUCAGAUGCCACAAGGGACCGUAAGGGGCUGGAGGAAGAGCGACAGGCUGAUGAGGAGGAGCUGGCCCAGCAAUACGAGCUUAUCAUCCAGGAGUGUGGCCACGGGAGGUUCCAGUGGCAACUCUUCCUGGUGCUUGGCCUGGCGCUCAUGUCAGACGGGGUGGAGGUGUUCGUGGUGGGCUUUGUGCUGCCCAGCGCAGAGACGGACAUGUGCGUGCCGAACUCCAGCUCGGGAUGGCUAGGCAGUGUCAUUUACCUGGGAAUGAUGGUGGGAGCGUUUUUCUGGGGCGGGAUGUCCGACAAAGUAGGACGAAGACAGUGCCUCCUCAUUUGCAUGUCCACCAACGGCUUCUUCGCCUUCCUGUCGUCUUUUGUCCAGGGAUACGGCUUGUUCCUCCUUUGCCGUCUCUUUGCGGGCUUCGGGAUAGGAGGUGCUGUGCCCAUUGUCUUCUCCUUCUUUGCAGAGGUGUUGUCCCGGGAGAAAAGAGGAGAACACCUCAGCUGGUUGUGUAUGUUCUGGAUGAUUGGAGAGAUCUAUGCGUCUGCUAUGGCCUGGGCCAUCAUACCACACUACGGUUGGAGUUUCAGUAUGGGGUCAGCGUACCAGUUCCACAGCUGGAGGGUGUUUGUGGUCGUCUGUGCCCUGCCCUGUGUUUGUGCUGUGGUGGCACUCACCUUCAUGCCCGAAAGUCCCAGGUUCUACCUUGAGGUAGGGAAGCAUGAUGAAGCCUGGAUGAUCCUCAAACAGAUCCACGACACCAACAUGAGAGCGCGUGGGCAACCGGAGAAAGUCUUCACCGUAAACAGGAUCAAGAUCCCCAAACAGCUGGAUGAACUGGUGGAAAUGGAGUCAGAGUCGGGCAACCCAGUUUCCAAAUUUUUCUUUAGGAUAAAAGCUGAAAUACAGGGGAUCUACCUGAAUCUCAUGAAGUGCUUCAACUACCCUAUGCGAGAAAACAUGACCCGACUAGCCAUAGUGUGGUUCACACUGUCCUUUGGGUAUUACGGCCUGUCAGUCUGGUUCCCUGAUGUCAUCAAACACCUUCAGGCAGAUGAGUACGCCUCCAAAGUGAAGAUCUACAGCAAUGAACGCAUCGAAGACUUCACCUUCAACUUUACCUUGGAGAACCAGAUACACAAAAAUGGCCUCUUCAUCAAUGACAGAUUCAUCAAUAUGAAGCUGAAGUCUGUCACUUUCAUUGACUCUACCUUUCGUAACUGCUACUUUGAUGAUGUGACAUCGGUGGGCUCCUUCUUCCGUAACUGUACUUUCAUCGACGCUUUCUUCUUCAACACAGACGUCGACGAAUCCAAGUUGAUAGAUGGCACAGAGGUGGUCAACAGCACAUUCACCCACAACAAGAUAGGAUGCCAGAUGACGUUUGAUGAUGACUACAGCGCUUACUGGGUUUACUUCAUCAAUUUCCUUGGGACUCUGGCUGUUCUGCCCGGCAACAUUGUGUCUGCCCUUCUCAUGGACAAAAUUGGGCGUCUGUCCAUGUUAGGCGGCUCUAUGGUCCUCUCAGGCAUCAGCUGUUUCUUCCUGUGGUUUGGCACCAGUGAGUCCAUGAUGAUUUUCAUGCUGUGCCUUUACAAUGGCCUGAGCAUCUCUGCCUGGAACUCUUUGGAUGUGGUCACAACUGAGUCAUUCCCUACUGUCAGGAGAGGAACUGGCUUUGGGUUCUGCAACGCUCUGUGUAAGCUGGCUGCAGUGUUGGGGAACCUGAUCUUUGGCUCUCUUGUUGGCAUCACAAAGGCCAUCCCCAUCCUCAUGGCCUCGUCUGUGCUCGUCGGGGGAGGCCUGGUUGGACUCCGUUUGCCUGACACCAGGGCGAAUGUCCUCAUGUAACACCAGCUUGGGGUCAUCAGUUCGGAUGCAACCUGGACAGAACCUGGGUGAAUCCAAGAAGAAACCCAGGGAGUGUUGAGCAGGGAGUGCAGAUGGCUUGGUACACACAUAUUCAACAGUAUUAAUCACAUUGCGCUUGUGUUUCACUUUUAUUACACAAAUCAAAUCAGUAGAUUCCUCACUGGUCAACAAUAAGCCCAUUUUGUGAAUGUACUGUCAGGAGACUUUACAUGAGAGAGAUGGGAGUUUGCACAGGUUUUGGCACUGAGACUUCAGUGAAGUUUGCUCAGUGACAGGUCGCACUAUCCAGCUGCAGUCAUAACCUUAUGUCGAGUCACUGCAUGGCUAAAGCUCAAAGCUUUUAAUAUUGAUACAGUCUUAUUAAGACAAGCCAGAUGGGGAGAAAAGUGAAAAACAAGCUGUAAUGAGCACAGCCAACCUGCUGUGUGACAACGUAGGGAAUAGAUGAUCAGACAGAGCGGUCACACGACACAGCUGUAUGACAGCUGGCUUGCCCACAGGACCUGCAUACACAGGACAUGUUGUAGACCGUGUUCAGGAUGUCAACAUACGCGAAUACACUUAUAAAAGCCACACACAGAUACACUUUGUGUGCAAACACAGACUGAUACUCGCAUAUACCCCCACUUUCUUCCCCGCAAAACAGCAUUUUGCUCAACAUGACAUUUGCUCAGACAUCUGCAACCUUUUCGAAGCAGAUAAUUCACAUAAGACACCAAGCCCUUUGCAUUUCCUGCCCAGCCAACCAAGAAUCAAAUGGCCAUAUUGAAAAACUGUAUUUCUUGUACCAAUAAUUGUAUAUAGUGUUGGUAUAAGGCUGUUAAUUAUAUUUUCUGUUGAGUUAAAAUGGUGAAUUUUUCAUUUAAUCCAAAUGUUGUCACUCCAGGUUCCCUUCCAUGUGUUAUAGUACUGAACAAAGGCUCUCUGAUGAGUGCUCCUUCUGAUUUAGCUUUGUGUUGAAUUUUGCUUGUGGCAGUGACAUCGAUAAUGACAUGUCAUGCUGCUUCCUUUCAAAAAUACUGAAUGGCCUUUUUUUUUAAAUGUGCCUCUCCUUAACUGGAGCAGUCUGCUCGUAGUUGUGUGGAGUCCGAAGGUCAUGAGGAAUAGCAGUAACUGAAUAGGAAGUAAAUAGAUAAAAUAAUCAUGGCGUUUUUGUGUAUAUAUGUGAAAAAUGUGGCCAAUACCGUAUUUUGUUAGGGUGUGAAUUUACUCCACACCUCAUCUAUUUUGUUUAGCAGCCAUGUUUUUUGUGAGCCUUUUCCUAUCCUGAAUAGCAAAAAUCAAUUUGUUACUAGAGGUAACAAAGAAUCAUCAAAUGGUGUAUGUUACCAUGUAUGACCAAACACCUCAUUAUGAGGGCUAAUUGGUGCCAGAUGUUGAGAUGUCUCAUAAGGACACUGUUUGGCUUCUUAUCUUAUAUUAUUUGGAAAAAAAAAAACAACAACAAAAAAAAACCCAGAAUAUAGUAUGUUAACUGUUAUUUUUACAUAUUAUAAUAGUUACAUUUGAAGAUGUGAAACAAAUACAAAAAUAAGAUGAUAAUUUUGAAUUCUGUCAUUUGUUUUGACUUGACUUUGACUAGUCUAAAAUCUAAUUUUGCCAUAACCUCACACUUGAAAACAUGACCUACCUUGUAAAAGAUUUCAUGUAUCUUGUCUUUCAACAUUGGAACCUCAAUGCUUACUGCUAAAGAUAAUGAUAAUAAUAUAAUGUUGCAAAGUGUUAAAAUACCUCUAAAAGUUAAAAUUGUGAUUUACAGUUUUCAGAUCUAUCUGACAUAACAAUUCAGUUGCUCUCAGCCUUUUGUGGAUUGUAUUUUCUGUGGCUUACAGCCAGUGUCCUCCUGCUUUUUUUUCUGUAUUUGUGGUAUCUGUGAUUGCAGCGUAGAGGUAGUUUGCCCUUGCACUGCAGCUGGCUCUGUUUAGGCUACUCAACAACAACAACAAAUACAGGCUUCCAAAAUGGUACUGUACAUGUGCAUCCAUUUCCAUUUAUUCAACUUUUUCUCCGAUUUUGUAAAAUCAUUUGGAAAGAAAUAAAAAACAUGUCGCUAUUGUGCAACAGAUAUUUUUCACCAUGUGAUUUCAAUAUUCCUGAAGCAAACGAAUGGGAUCCAGAUUCUAAAUAAAUGCACUGAUAUAGAAAGUAAUGACUUUCCCCAAGUGUCAGUUCAAUGCUGCUGACUGUUGCCAUUAGCAUGAAAGACAGAGGGAGUGAUCUGUAUGGUUCUGGAUGUGUUCAAACCUUAAUUGGAGGCAGAUCUACCUGUUGUGUUAUGUUGGAGAGAAAUUAUAUUUCCUGUUUCAUUUGAGGUAUUUUGGGUAUUGCUUACUGUAUAUGUACUGUAUUCAUGUGUGUGUGAGUGUGUAUACAAGAGAGGGUACUGUGUGUGUGUGUGUGUGUGUGUGUGUGUGUGUGUGUGUGUGGAUGCAUGAGUGUAAAUAAUGUACAUAUCAAAGCUGAUAUUGGUGAACUUCUGGGUUAUAUAUGUAUAAGCUACUUGAGUCAUGUGUCUCCUGCUUUGUCCAAGCGAAGUCAGUCUACUGUGUCACUGUUGUACAUCUCUGUGUGUCCUUGGCCUUAAGCUCCUAUUCACCUGCUACUCUCUCUGUGUGUAUGUGUGUGUGUGUGUGCUCAAAUUGCAUGUAUGUAAGAAAAUUUAUGUUUCUUUUGUGCUCAACUUUGUGUUCUUAUUGUAAAUUACUCUGGCAAAAAAUGAUGGCAAUAUUCUGAUUUUUGUUGAGGAAAAAUGUGAAUGUAUCUCUCUUGUAAGUUCUGUUCUACCAUUUUAUGGAGGUAAUCAAAUGUAUGUGGAGAAUAAAGUUGUGUGUUUUAUUGUAAAGGGCCUGCCGGUCAUUGGAUGGCUGAGCUGUAUGUUCAGAGGUCCGAAAGUGUGAAAAUAUGUGAAGAAAUAUUUGCCAAAUGAUGCCAUGUGAAUAAUGUUAGAAACUGGAAAGGCAGAGAUUGCAGACU